Molecule: messenger RNA, 1525 nt
Organism: Rubroshorea leprosula
Lineage: Eukaryota; Viridiplantae; Streptophyta; Magnoliopsida; Malvales; Dipterocarpaceae
Source: the annotation of a GenBank genome assembly
ACUAUCUCAGUUCCCUGUUUUCUUCAACAUCUCGGUCUCCAAUGGCGAUUCUGGUUUUAUCAGAAUGCGGUUUACAGUCUCUCCCUUGUAUCUCUGCUAUACCCAGAAAUGGGUUCAUCUUAAGAGACUAUUCAAAUCCCAAACUUUUGCAUUCCAGCAAGAUUUUCACGGAUCAAAACCCGUCUCCGAUCAAAUUAUUAGGUGGGUGUUUUAGAGAACGAAACUGGGGGAUAAAAGUGAGUGAGCCGAUUUCGCCCGUGGGAGAAGGGGAGAGAGGAGAGAGCAUCAAAAGGGUUAAUGGGAUUGAGGAAGAUGAUUCCGAAUUCGAUCCCGGUGCGCCUCCGCCGUUCAACUUGGCUGAUGUUAGAGCAGCCAUUCCGAAACAUUGUUGGGUAAAGGACCCUUGGAGGUCUAUGAGCUAUGUCGUGAGGGAUAUUGUUCUGGUUCUUGGGUUGGCUGCUGCUGCCGUUUCUAUCGAUAACUGGCUUGUUUGGCCUCUGUACUGGGUGGCUCAGGGGACCAUGUUUUGGGCUCUCUUUGUUCUUGGCCAUGAUUGUGGUCAUGGAAGCUUUUCAAAUAAUCCCAAGUUAAAUAGUGUCGUGGGACAUUUGUUGCAUUCUUCAAUUCUUGUGCCUUAUCAUGGAUGGAGAAUUAGCCACAGGAUUCAUCAUCAGAACCAUGGCCAUGUUGAGAAUGAUGAAUCAUGGCAUCCGUUGUCUGAGAAGAUCUACAGGAAUUUGGAUAACUCAACACGAUUUCUGCGUUUCAAAUUGCCUUUUCCCAUGCUUGCAUACCCUUUCUAUCUUUGGAAAAGAAGUCCUGGGAAAACUGGUUCUCAUUUUGAUCCUAACAGUGACUUGUUUGUCCCGAGUGAGAGAAAAGAUGUGAUCAUCUCCACUCUAUGUUGGACAGGCAUGGCAACUUUGCUUGUGGGGUUGUGCUUUACAAUGGGUCUUAUACAGAUGCUUAAACUUUAUGGUGUUCCGUAUUGGGUAUUCGUUACAUGGCUGGAUCUUGUUACUUACUUGCAUCAUCAUGGUCAUGAAGACAGGCUUCCCUGGUUUCGUGGAAAGGAAUGGAGUUAUCUCAGGGGAGGACUUACUACGCUUGAUCGCGACUAUGGAUGGAUUAAUAACAUCCACCAUGACAUUGGAACUCAUGUCGUACACCAUCUCUUCCCUCAAAUCCCACACCAUCACUUGGUGGAAGCAACCCUGGCAGCUAAGCCCAUUCUUGGGAAAUAUUACCGGGAACCAGAAAAAUCAGCAGGACCAUUACCAUUCCACCUACUUGGAAACUUGGUUAGAAGCUUGAAGAAAGAUCAUUAUGUUAGUGAUACUGGAGAUGUUGUGUAUUAUCAGACUGAUCUCGAGAUUAAUCACUAUUCUAAGUCGAAAUGAAGCUUCAUAAAAUUCUUCAAAUAGAAAAGUUAGAUGCUUAACCUCAACAGUCCUCUUAGCAAAGAUAAUCUCGCUCAUGAAGCGUAUUUGAGGCUAGUCCUUUAUAAUAAUGCAUUAGUUGUUGU